Messenger RNA from Drosophila ficusphila, 2363 nucleotides. RefSeq names its product stromal membrane-associated protein 2. Gene Ontology annotation, molecular function: metal ion binding; GTPase activator activity. Bases 200 to 1729 code for a protein of 509 amino acids. NCBI's taxonomy places the organism in Eukaryota, Metazoa, Arthropoda, Insecta, Diptera, Drosophilidae. The record is from RefSeq and is a predicted model, not a curated record. The transcript has 2 exons.
UACGGUCCCACUGUGCGCAUUACUUUUUCGGUAGCAAAAACUUAACUUGUAGAAAAUUGUCAAUUUGCUGGUAGUUGUAUAUCCAUGUGAAGCAGAGAUAAGCUCCAAACACACUCCCGUCGCCCACGCCACGUCGCACAGUCGCGCACCUCUAGAAAUAUCAGAAAGCAGGCCUAAGAGACCAAAAGAAUCACGGAAUAUGAGCUCCUCGAAUGCGGGACAGCGCACCAAGCUCAUCCAGGAGAAAUGUCAGACCCUUCUGACACAGAUGCUCCGCGACGAGGACAACAAAUACUGCGUAGACUGCGAUGCCAAGGGUCCCCGCUGGGCUUCCUGGAACCUGGGCAUGUUUCUCUGCAUCCGCUGUGCCGGCAUUCAUCGCAACCUGGGCGUGCACAUAUCGCGGGUCAAGUCUGUCAACCUGGACACUUGGACGCCGGAGCAGGUGAUCUCGCUGCAGCAGAUGGGGAACUCGCGAGCACGCGCGGUCUACGAGGCGCAGCUGCCGGAUGGUUUCCGGCGUCCGCAGACGGACACGGCGCUAGAAAACUUCAUCCGGGCCAAGUACGAGCAUAAAAAGUACCUGGCUCGUGAAUGGGUGCCGCCCUCGCCACCAAAGGUGGACUGGGCUAAGGAAAUCGACGAGGAGCUAGAACGGCAAAAACGCAAGAAGAAGACCACCCAGGCCCAGGCCACUUUGGGGCUAGGGGGUGUGUCCAGCGGGGGAGGCGACAAGCGACUAUCCGGUGCUUCUUCAUCAGCCCUGAAGAAUUCGCCCUUGCCCGCUCCGCUGCCCAAGCCGAAGCCCAACCAGGUGGGCGGUUGUAGCCCCAAGACCACGCAGCGCGUCCAGCUGAACAGCAGCGGCGCCAGCAGUGCGGGUGAAAGCGACCUUUUGGGUCUGUCCUCGCCCACUAAGCCCAUUGCCGCGACUAGUGCCAGCCAAGACCUGCAAAACGAAAGUUUCACCAGCUUUCUCAGCGCCGAAUCGAUUGCCGGACAGCCGGAUAAGCCAAACGGCAGCAACGGUGAUACUGCCAAUUUAAUGGGCUCGAAGCCGAAUUCGUUAGCCCAGGAGGAGCAGGACUUCUUCAACCAGGGUUCGCUUGGCGCCUCCGGCAGCGAAAAGGACCAGUCCGGUAAAAUGUCCAAGGACAGCAUCUUGGCUCUGUACGGCAAUGCGCCGGCCGCCCACAAUCCCCAAAUGAACUUUGGUGGCUUCACUGGUAUGGCGCCGGGCGGAUACAUGCAUCAGCAGCAGCAACAGCAGAUCCCUCACCAGUUCAUGACGCCCCCGAACUCUGUGAGCAUGUACAACUCGCCAGUGAUGGCUGCGCCAAACGCGUUUAGCAAUGCGCCAAUCAGCAGUGCGACUGCCAUGAGCAUGGGCGUCAGCCAUGGCUUUGCUGGAGCCCAGUUUCCUAGCACAGGCGGAAGUCCUUUUGCCGCCGGAGGGCAGGGUGCUGCGACGAAUCUUAUGCAGACGAACCAGAGCAUUCUCAGUGGGAUGCCAUUGUUUGGUGCGGUGCCACAGCAACAGCAGCAGCAACAUCACCCGCAGCUCGGCGGACUUUCCAUGAACUUGAUGCAGCCCCUGCCCAGCGGACUGAACAUGGGCCAGCCACAGACAUCGGGCGGAUUUGCUGCCGCCGGCUCAACCACCUCCUCAGUACCAUCAAAUCUGAAUCAGCAAUUCGGAAACCUUAAUAUCGGUAAUGUCUGGCAAUAAAUACGAAGUGUAUUUAUAUAGUUGUAUUCCUUUAAUUAAUUUUAAGACACGAGUGCUUGUCUCAGUGUUGCAACAUGUGUGUGUGAGACGAUGAUACUUGUUUAUAUGCAUUCGAUUUGUACAACAACUUGCCAAUUUAGUUAGUUGUCCUGAGAGGAUUCGGAGCGAAACUAUACGUAUUUAUAGAAGAAUUCAUUGUCAAGCAAGCCAUUGUAUUAACCGAUGUUCAUGUUCACCAACGAUCGCGUCUGCUCGUUCAAAUCUAUUCCAAUUAUACCAUAAUACAUAAAUACACGUGUAACACCCAACUAAUUAAAAUUGAACUACGAACUUAAUGCACUUCUCAAUCAAAUGUACAUGUUAUUUCGGAGCAUUAGCUAGGUAUUUGGUACACAGGCAUUAAAGAAUCGUCCACGCCGGGAUGUGAAUGUAAAGUAUAGAGAUUUGGCAAUGUACUUUUUAAAUGCUUGAUUAUCCGUAAGAACAUAUUCACGCCUGUUUGUCAAUGUGAAUCUUAAAUAUCAUGGCUGGGGAGCCGACGGAUUUACUGUAUUCGAUUUUUAAGUUGCUAUGUCUAAGGAAUAAAUCAAACCACUUCGAACUGUGUAAUAAUAAAAUAUUCAGACCAUUGUAA